AUCAAUAGCCCAUUCAUCUUCGCCUCAUGGGCUAUUGACCCGUAGCCCGCAAGGGCUACGGGUCUAAUUGCUAAUUAGACACCAGACUUUAGCCGAUAGUCAGAGUGGUAGGGUCUUUCUUCAAAUCUUAUUUGUACAAAGAGAGCCAGUGAUACGAUGAAAAAUAUAAAAAGAGUCCGGUCUAUGUUCCUCUUCAAAAAGAGACCUUCGAGGUGGGGGCGGGGAAGAGGGCAGCGAGACCGAAAGAGGAGUCCCGAACUGCGGCUGGCAGAGUCCUCCGCACCACCUGGGCUGACUGGGCUCGGACUGUCAUGGGAUCUGUCAUGGGCUCUCUGUCCUCUCCGUCGAGCUCUGAAAGCCGCUGCCCUACAGAUACUCAGGAGUACUAGUAUCUUGACAGACGGAUUGCGGACGUGCAUAUGGACCAGGGACCCCUGCCCUGCUAUGGACGGAUGGAUGGACCGAUGGACAGACGGACGGACGAGCAGGAUGAUUCGACUGAUUGAUUGAUUGAUGUGUGUGUGCGUGAUACAGCCCGUUCGUUAAUUCGUCAGGUUCAAGUUCCGAGCUGUAUACCAUGAUUUCUCUUUCCUUGAUUUAUCUGGAGCAAGAAGUCCCCAUCAGUAAGGCAACACACUUUCACAACCUCGCUCCCAGGGUUUCAUUUCAACCCACUCCCUAAGUAGAGAGGCUCUGAGAACGAGUUUGUCACUUCAUUGUAUUUGGAAGGUGCUCCAAGGGAACGUAGGCCUUUAUGGGAACCUUUACAUGAAUGCAAUUUAUUGCAUACAGAAGUCAGGCCCUCCAAGAUCUAGCCACGCUGCUAGUCAAUAGAAGUACACAGUACCAGCCACAUAUGCCUGUCUCUUCAAGGUGUUUUGCUCUUGUUGUAUCCCUGUUGAUUUUAAUCAUCUUCUUUGGUUAUUGUUUGACAACAUGGAACAAUGAUACAACAAAGAAAAUAGUUAGCAAAGAUUUGAACAAAUUUGAUGAGCUCAGCAAUGUUCCCAAGAAAAGUGCUUUUCUCAGUGUGAUAAAUGAGGGUGCAAACUUGAAGAAACGUUUACCAAAGGCAGUCAUCAUUGGUUCAAAUAAGUCCGGCACUCGGGCAUUGCUUGUUAUUCUUAAGAUGCAUCCAGACAUUAAAGCAUGCCCAGAUGAGGUACACUUUUUUAACAGAGAGGAAAACUACCUGCUUGGCUUGGAGUGGUACCGAGCAAGAAUGCCCAAAUCUACUGGAGAUCAGUUGACCAUAGAAAAAUCUCCUGCCUACUUUACAACAAGAAGUGUUCCUGAACGUGUGUAUAACAUGUCAAAAAAUAUCAAGCUCUUGGUGAUUGUCCGGGAUCCAACAAUUAGGGCAAUUUCAGAAUACACACAGUUAGUAUUAAAGCCGAACAGCUCCCUUCCAAAGUUUGAGGACUAUGUUACAAAGAAUCGAAACACUGUCAACAAGGAAAGAGGCAUAGUGAAAUCUGGAGUUUAUAUCAAACAUUUGAACCGCUGGCUGAAGUUUUUUCCACUCGCACAGAUUCAUUUCGUCAGUGGAGAGCAGCUUAUCAGAAACCCAGCUACUGAGAUAAAACUUGUUGAAAAGUUUCUUAACUUGAGGCCCUUGAUAACAGAAAAGAACUUCUACUUUGACAAAACAAAAGGAUUUCCUUGCUUUAUUGGAAAAAUUGGAUUACAUGGAAAGAAGAAGAAUGGCUGCUUAAAGGGAGCAAAAGGAAGAAAACAUGUUCCAGUUGCUAAUGACGUGGUCAAACUCCUACAGGACUACUACAGGCCUUUUAACCAGGCUCUGUAUAAAGUUGUAGACCGGGAUUUUCACUGGGCAUGAUCAUCCUGAAGUCUGUCGUUGAAAUUCUAAAUUUAGGGAAUAUUUAACUAUGUUAUUUGCCAAAGGCAAAGUAAACAUAGGUGAAUAUUCACUGAGAUGAAGUCGAGGUGAAUAUUCACCAAUGUUCACUGAGCCUGGGGUGGUGAAUAUAAAAUCACAUGAGGAAUCACUCAACCAAUCAGCUCUGAAUUUAUACUAAUAUUUAUUAUAAAGACUUUCCUCUUGUGGUCAGUUGACUGCUCUUCCAAGUAAAAUUGUAGACCACCUGUCAAAUUUUACACUGAAUUGUUAUAGAUUGAGUCUGCACAGUUCUGAUGCUGUACUACCUGGCAACGUCAAGAAAUGUCAGCCAUACAUGUGUAAAAUCAUCAUAAUAACAUGCUAUAUAUAAAUUGCUAUGGAUAUGUUUAUAUAUAAAUUUAUAUUUAUAAAUUUAUAUAUUAAUUUAUACAUAUUGCUAUCUAUAAAUUGUGAUAUAUAACUUAAUAACAUGUAUGUUUGAUUAUUUGUGUAUAUAACCUUCCUGGAAAGGAAACUGCUAUCUCGUUGAAGAAAGUAAGUUGUUGUGUUGUUAGGAAUUUUGUGGCAUCACCUGGGUGCCUCUCUACAAACAAUUUUACUGUAGUGUUCCAAAAGUACUGCAACAAUAAAUUAAUCUUUGACACUACAGGUGACCCCCUUGCAAACUCGAACCAAAAUAAAUCAAUUUCCUGGCCUGCAUUUCCUUUAUAUAUUUACUGUAAUUUUACCCUUGGAAACUCAAACCCUCAAUAACUAAAACCUGCCACUUACCCAAAGCAAUUUUGUUUCUCUCCAGGUCAUUUUCUUUAUAAUUUUACCCUCAAUAACUCAAGCCCUGUUUGUCAAUACACAACUACUCAAGACAAUCUGGCCCAGGUUGUUCAAAAGGUGAUAAUGCUAUCCACUGGGUAGUGAUUUAUCCACUGCCAGUACUGCAGUCCAAAACACUGGAUUUCCCUUGAGGGUUCAAGUUAUCGGGAAUUGACUGUACUUUCAGAUGCAUUAACCUUCUUGUGUUGCUAUUUUUAGAGGAGCUCAGCGCAUAAUAUGGCACGCACUAUAGUCCAUCACAAUAAAAGUACAAAUGUUUGCAUAAAACUACAGUAAUUAUUUCUGGAAGGAAUCUUUUUUUUUCUUUUUUUAAAUUAUGUUUUUUUCAAAUUAAUGACAAAAAGAAUUGUUAUCACAUUGAACAAGGUAAUCCUAUUUUCCUUUGAAUAAUUACUGUAAAGUUCAUCUAGAACAAGCAGCAAAGUCAGUUUGGUACAGCAUGCAGUAUUGACUGUUAUUUCCAUAAUUUGUUUCUCAAAAGCAAGUUCAGUUGGUUUUGAAAUUGCUAGUUUUGGACCAUUUCAUAGGUUACAACUUUUGGGAUCUGCUAAGGAAUGGACCAUUACAUUUUUGAAUGACUGAUGCAGGUUUUUCAAGCGUACUGCUUCAGUGUUUUAUUUUGUAUGUAAAUAUUUAUUCCAGUCUGACUUGCAAACUGAAACAUGGUCCUGUUAGUUAAGGCUCGCCUAAUUAUAUGAUGAGACUUAUUUAAACAAUUAACUACAAAUUUGUUAUUGCUAGGUUACAACCUAAAGUAAACGAGGGGAAGGAUAUAUUAUAUAUAGAAGAAUUAGAAAUAUAUCAUACAAUACAGAAUUAAUGCAUUUUAGGUUACCAACAAAUUAAAUAACAAAAUAAUAUCUGUUGUACCAUUUUAAAGUGAGAAAUAUUUUAUAUAAGAUAUAUUAAUUUCUGUUGUCAGGGAGUCUAUACAACAAUAUUAUUAUAAAUAAAAAUUAUAUUAUGUUUGAAAAGGAAUAAAACUUCCAGUUCUA
This is a messenger RNA of Orbicella faveolata, 3687 nucleotides long. Its product is annotated as heparan sulfate glucosamine 3-O-sulfotransferase 5-like. Gene Ontology annotation, molecular function: [heparan sulfate]-glucosamine 3-sulfotransferase activity. The record is from RefSeq and is a predicted model, not a curated record. NCBI's taxonomy places the organism in Eukaryota, Metazoa, Cnidaria, Anthozoa, Scleractinia, Merulinidae.